AUGUUUUCAAUUAUUUGCAAUUUUCCUUCUAGCAUAUCUGACCAUAAAAUUUCCUUUUAAUUAUUGCUUUUUAAUAUUGAACAUUUUAUAUUCACAUUUGCUCCUUACUAUUCGAUUUCAAGAAAUUUGGCUUCAGUUGUGCUUAUUCUAAUUGUAAAUAUUUAGGGUAAUGUGCUUUAUAAUUAUAAUUUAAUUUAUGAAUUUAUUUAUUAUUAUUAAUGUUAUAAUUAAUUUUAUUAUUUUUUUACUUAUGGAUAUUAUUAAAAUAAAAACUAUUAUUAUUAAUUAGAUAAUUACUAUUAUUAUUAAGAUUAUUAUUAUAAUUAAGUUUACAUUUAUUAUUAAGAAAAUUAUUAUAAUUAAGGUUAUUAUUAAAUUUAAUUUAAUUUUUGUUAAGUUUAUUAUUAAAAUUCAUUUUAUUAUUCUAAUUAAGGUUAUUGUAAUACUUAUGGUUACUAUUGUAAUUGA
This is a messenger RNA of Ichthyophthirius multifiliis, 468 nucleotides long. RefSeq lists its product as hypothetical. The transcript has a single exon. NCBI's taxonomy places the organism in Eukaryota, Ciliophora, Oligohymenophorea, Hymenostomatida. The record is from RefSeq and is a predicted model, not a curated record.